Pseudo-nitzschia multistriata is the source of this 1816-nucleotide messenger RNA. NCBI's taxonomy places the organism in Eukaryota, Bacillariophyta, Bacillariophyceae, Bacillariales, Bacillariaceae. The record is from the annotation of a GenBank genome assembly.
UUCCACCGUUUAUAGACCCGGAGAAUCCACUUGUUAUCAGUGUUGAUAUUACAUAUCAAUCUCAAAUGGAUAUAGAUACGGCAGAAGGAACAGCUGCCGUAUUUCUUACUUUAAUCCUGACAUGGGUUGAUCCACGAUUAAAGUGGGAUGUUCAGGAUUUCGAUACCUGCAGCAAUAUGGUUGAUGUCUUUACCGGAUCGGAUGUAGAAACAACACAAAUAUGGGUACGUCUGUGAUUGAUAUUUCUUUUUGGAAUUUGAUUGAUAAUCCGCCUCGCUACUGUGAGUGUGUUGCGACGAAUGAUCUCUCCCUUAUAGUUUUCCAUCCGUACCUACUUUGUUAUUUUGUUGCAUCCACAUCGUUGACUUUGAACACACAACUCUCUCAAUCCAGAUGCCAGAUUUUGACGUGUUGAACGUUGUUGAAGGCAUUGCUUCUCUACCUGACAAGAAAGCAGCAGUCUAUAGCAACGGUGUUGUUCGAUGGACGAUUUCUGGCGGACUAAAAGUAUUUUGCUCCAUGAAAGGGCUAGCAAAUAUACCCUACGAUACGCUUGGAUGCCAACUCCUUUUUGGUCCUACAAGUCGCGAAAUCAGCCCAAAUUUGAAGUUCGAGUUGGUAAACCCUGAUGAAUUCUCUGUUGGCGCUUUUAAAGGUAAGAAGGGAUUACCCUUAACUGACGCCAUGCUCUCUUAAAUUUACCAGUUGCCGAACUCACUUCGUGCCUUUCCGGAAACUAGUGACAUACAACGAAUGGAUAGCAGUACCAGAAAAAAUGAAGAAGGGAAUGAUUGGCGACCAGUUAAUGUUUUUGAAUGUUUUUUUCCAAAGAGCAAAGAAUUUUUACGUGAACGAUAUCGUGGUGCGUGUUUUAUUUGCGUUUCUUUAUUGCAGCUAUGCUCGAAUGUGAUUUGAGCUUUGCCAACGACCAAUGGGAGUCUUAUUCUCAUCCCUCCAACUCAAUUUUUCUUUAUCUCACGUUAAUGCGUCAUAUACAAACACAAAAACUGCAAUGAUUUUCAAAGAUUCCCACCAUCAUCUUGACCUAUCUUAGUUUCUUCACUUUCCUUCUGGAUAUGCGUGUUGGGUACGUCUAGAAUACACUUCAGCAGCCGAAAUCGAAGCGGCAAUACCCAUUUGUUUAUUUCUUUCACUCUGUUGCUCACUUUUUUGGUUCGCCAAUCGUUGCUCUACCUAUCUUGCGAUUUACAAUGAUAGGGAACGUUUGGGAUUCGGGAUGGCUCUUGCAUUGGUCAUUGUCGCGCAGCAAAUUAUUACUGGUGAUAAGCUUCCUAUAUCUGACCAAAAGCUCUUUUUGGGAAAGUUGGUUGGUUGGUCUUUUUAUUGGGUCCUCCUAAGUCUUGUACAAUCUGCGGUUGUCGGUUUUUUAUAUUAUCUGCGAGAGGAUCGUCAGGCCAAAAAAGAAAACAAGAAUAUCGAUCGCAUGUCUCGUGCUGAACGUUCAGCCAUGAUGGAACGAGCACAUGAAGAAGAGUUAGCACUUACAGGCGCGCCGCCGGAAUCUUUUUCUUGGGAGGCAGAGAAGGAGUCGUGUUUCUAUACAUUUAGUUUCCGGAAAUUCGACAUGUGCUGUCUUGUUUUUGCAACUAUUUCCUACACCGUUUUCCUCGUCUGGAUGUUUGCAUCCGUUCAAGAAACGGAUUGGUGGUUGAAGGACGAACCCACAUGGUUCGAUGAGAACGUCGAAAUUGAGCAUCAAGCAUACAACAAUAGCGAUCCAGAUAGCUAAAAUCAAGAGAAGCAACUUUGUCUUCUUGGUGCAAAAGUGUACGGUUAAUAAAGUGAAAAUAAUAGC